This is a messenger RNA of Oncorhynchus tshawytscha (Chinook salmon), 4950 nucleotides long. RefSeq names its product APC membrane recruitment protein 2-like. The coding region runs from base 159 to 2099 and encodes 646 amino acids. Lineage: Eukaryota; Metazoa; Chordata; Actinopteri; Salmoniformes; Salmonidae. The transcript has a single exon. Gene Ontology annotation, biological process: regulation of canonical Wnt signaling pathway. Gene Ontology annotation, molecular function: beta-catenin binding; phosphatidylinositol-4,5-bisphosphate binding. Gene Ontology annotation, cellular component: plasma membrane. The record is from RefSeq and is a predicted model, not a curated record.
GGGAGGGAAAACCAACAGGCAAGCGUCAGACAGAACCAGUGAGGAAGUGAGAGAACACCAAGCUGCAGGACAGAGAGAGAGUGAGAGAGACAGAGGGAGCGUGAGAGAGACAGAGAGAGACAGCCAGAGCAAAAGAGUGACAGAGUGAUAGCUAGAAGAUGGAGGUUCAGUCAGAAUGCGUUGAGCCUCCUCCACCUCCAAGCGAUCCCCAGCCGCCAGGGAAGAUCAACAAAGCAGCCUUCAAGCUGUUCGGAAAACGACGCUCCGGAAUGGCUGGAUUCUUCUCUUUCAGGAACAAAGGGGUCAACAGGAACGGGAAUUCUGUGAAUGUGAAUUCUAUGGGGGCUACUAACGAGCUCGUCAGGAGUAAAACGCAUGGCGGACUAACGAGCUUGGAACCAGACGGACAGAGAGGGGAGGAGUCCGGAAUAUCAGAGGCGGGACAGGUGAGGUCUCUCAGCAAAUCACUGAGCUUCUUUUCGCUGCUCAGACGAGGAAGUGUGAGAGUCAAUGAGAAUACAGGGUUUGGGAGAAGGGGGAGGGGUUUAAAAGGCUUCUUCAGUAGUAUGAAAUGGCGGCGGAAGGAGAACGUGAUGGCGGGAGAGGGGGAGGUAGCGGAGGUGAGAGAGGGGGAUGUGAUUCUAACAGAAGAAUUGAAAGACAUCACUCUGACCCUCGAACCCCAGCCCCGCCCGCCCCUGGAGGAUCAUGGUAGCUCGGAGGCUGAGAAAAACACAGAAUCGGCAGGAACCUCUCCCUCCAACAACGCCACGACACCACUUACGCCAUCAAUCGCCUUGACGACAAACCUGUCAGAAUCCCUCUAUACGCCAUCCCCCUCCCCUCUCCGCACCGUCCUCCACUCAAAACCCAAAACGUCAAUUUCCUCUGUAACGGCCAACCCCCCUCUGGAUCAGUGUGACCCCCCCUCCGAACCCUCAGUGGACCGGCUCUGUUCAGUCCUCUUCACUGACGUCACUUCACUCAAGAGCUUUGAUUCACUGACGGGGUGCGGUGACAUCAUCGCAGACGCAGAGGAGGAGGUGGCAGGAAACGGGGGAGGAGGAGUAGGAAGUGCUACUAGCAGUAGCACUAGUAGUGGGGAAGGAGGAGGAGGAGUACGAAGCUCCAUUAAUACCCAUGUCACCCCUUCCACCCCUACCUCCACCUCCGCUACUGCCUCUACCCCUGGCCCCCUCCCUGCCAGAGCACGGUUGAUGCCCUCUCACUCUGCCCCGACUCAGCAGCCCUCUGGCAGUGGCGUGGUGGCCUACAUGGGGGGUGGGGAGGAGAUGGCCAGCCCUGACGGGGUGGACGACGCAGACAUGCAGGGGCUCUGGCACAUGCUCCCCUCUGGGGGAGAAAACUCCCCCACUUUCCUCCGAUCCAACUCUCACCUGGCUCCCCCGAGGGGUACAGAGCGGAAAUUCACCCAGGUCAAGUCUCUGGGACUCAGCAAGAUCCCUGUAGUGGGGGGAGGAGGGGGAGGAAGGGUGACUAAACUCCCCACUCACGCCGCUUGCCAAACCUCCUCUCCCAAUGAGAAGGAGACUAAGGAGGAAGUCCCACCCCAACAGGAUGUCCCGGCUCUUAGUGAUGAGGGCUACUGGGAUACGCCCUCUGCAACCCCCACGGCAACGCCUGACAACGGCUUCCUGCGGAACCAGAGGCUUGGCCUAUUGUGUGACAGCUGCUCUGGCGAUGCGCUCUACGACCUCUACAACGAGGAAUUGGAAAGAUCUGAUGACGAGGAAGAGGAAGAAGAUCUGAUGAGUACUCCUUCCACUUCCGCAUGUGAGUACAAACUCAGCCCUCUGGCCCGGACUACUCCUUUCUCCUCUUCCUCUUUCCACUCGAUGAAGGGAAGCACUAGCCUUCCCCGCGAGUCCAAAAUCCCCCUUAGUGUCAGACAGACCACACCCCCUCACUCUGUGAGCCAAUCAACUCUUUCCUCUGUCCACGCAACCGCUCCUCCCUCUGACACACCCACCCAUGCCCCUCCCCCAGCCCGGACCAGAAUCCCUGUCUCCAAGGUGCCAGUCCGUCGCCCUGGGAACAAGGCCGGCAACGCUACACAGGGGCCAGCGCCCAGGAAGUAGCUUUGGACCAGGCAGCCAUGAACUCUGGUGUCUUUGGACUAAACCUGUGUACACCAUCACUGGUCUUAUGUUUAAGACAUUGCUGGACUGGUGGGUUGUGGAAGGGAUCAGACAAUGAUAGACAGAAGAGCUCUAAGAAACACUCCCAUUGGAUCCUAGUGGGUCACAACAAAACUAAAUAAACGUUGGGUGGCAAAGAAAGUUUGACAUACUGUAACCACUGAACAUAAGUGUACAAUAUCACUGGAGGUGUGUGUUCAACAUCACUGGAGGUGUGUGUUCAACAUCACUGGAGGUGUGUGUUCAACAUCACUGGAGGUGUGUGUACAACAUCACUGGAGGUGUGUGUACAACAUCACUGGAGGUGUGUGUACAACAUCACUGGAGGUGUGUGUACAACAUCACUGGAGGUGUGUGUACAACAUCACUGGAGGUGUGUGUACAACAUCACUGGUCGUGUGUGUACAACAACAUCACUGGUCGUGUGUGUACAACAUCACUGGAGGUGUGUGUACAACAUCACUGGAGGUGUGUGUACAACAUCACUGGUCGUGUGUGUACAACAUCACUGGUCGUGUGUGUACAACAUCACUGGUCGUGUGUGUACCACAUCACUGGUCGUGUGUGUACCACAUCACUGGAGGUGUGUGUAUAACAUCACUGGAGGUGUGUGUACAACAUCACUGGAGGUGUGUGUACAACAUCACUGGAGGUGUGUGUACAACAUCACUGGAGGUGUGUGUACAACAUCACUGGAGGUGUGUGUACAACAUCACUGGAGGUGUGUGUACAACAUCACUGGAGGUGUGUGUACAACAUCACUGGAGGUGUGUGUACAACAUCACUGGAGGUGUGUGUACAACAUCACUGGUCGUGUGUGUACAACAUCACUGGAGGUGUGUGUACAACAUCACUGGAGGUGUGUGUACAACAUCACUGGAGGUGUGUGUACAACAUCACUGGAGGUGUGUGUACAACAUCACUGGAGGUGUGUGUAUGGGAAACAUAUAUAUUAUGUGUAUAAGAAACUUGGCAACUCUUCAAGUGGGGGAAGGGAGCGCACAGAAAAGUUUGGGAUCCACAUUUUUAGACAACUCUCAUCGCUUCCUGUAAAUUUUGGUCAUAUAAAUCAACUGCACUACACACUGCUAGGAAGGACCAGGGCACCUUUCACACCGCUAGGAAGGACCAGAGCACCUUUCACACCACUAGGAAGGACCAGGGCACCUUUCACACUGCUAGGAAGGACCAGAGCACCUUUCACACUGCUAGGAAGGACCAGAGCACCUUUCACACUGCUAGGAAGGACCAGGGCACCUUUCACACCGCUAGGAAGGACCAGGGCACCUUUCACACCGCUAGGAAGGACCAGAGCACCUUUCACACCGCUAGGAAGGACCAGGGCACCUUUCACACCGCUAGGAAGGACCAGGGCACCUUUCACACCGCUAGGAAGGACCAGGGCACCUUUCACACCGCUAGGAAGGACCAGAGCACCUUUCACACUGCUAGGAAGGACCAGGGCACCUUUCACACCGCUAGGAAGGACCAGGGCACCUUUCACACCGCUAGGAAGGACCAGAGCACCUUUCACACUGCUAGGAAGGACCAGGGCACCUUUCACACCGCUAGGAAGGACCAGAGCACCUUUCACACUGCUAGGAAGGACCAGGGCACCUUUCACACCGCUAGGAAGGACCAGGGCACCUUUCCCACUGCUAGGAAGGACCAGGGCACCUUUCACACUGCUAGGAAGGACCAGGGCACCUUUCACACCGCUAGGAAGGACCAGAGCACCUUUCACACUGCUAGGAAGGACCAGGGCACCUUUCACACCGCUAGGAAGGACCAGGGCACCUUUCACACUGCUAGGAAGGACCAGAGCACCUUUCACACUGCUAGGAAGGACCAGAGCACCUUUCACACUGCUAGGAAGGACCAGAGCGCCUUUCACACUGCUAGGAAGGACACCAGAGCACCUUUACCUUUUCUCUUCAAGUCCUUUUUUCUAAAAGACAGAUUUUAUAUGAUACAACGUGUUUAAUCUAACAACAGUCUAAUAUAAUUAAACAGUUUGGAAUGUGUCAUCAUCUAAUCUGUAACUAAUUACCUCCUAAUCCCAGACUCCAAUCCUUAAUCUGUCAUUUUGUCAUGCCAUUUAGCAGACAUUUUUAUUCAAAGUGAUUUACAGUAAUGCAGGUGGGAGGAGCUAUAUGAGGAUGGGCUCAUUGUAAAGGCUGGAAUGGAAUUAAUGGAACAGAGUCAAACAUGUUACUCUUUGGGAUCAUGUUACUCUUUGGGAUCAUGUUACUCUUUGGGAUCAUGUUACUCUUUGUGUGAUACCAUUCCAUUUAUUCCAUUGAGCCCAUCCUCCCACCAGUGAGUCAUACAUGCAUAUUAUUACAUUAUUUUUUUUGAUGGGUCAUCCCAGGAAUCAAAGCCACCAUCCUGGCAUUGCAAGCGCAAUGUGCUACCAACUGAGCUACAGUGGACCACCGUCUUCUAAAACCUGAUUGGUUAUACUGCUGACUAUUUUUCUACUGCCAGUGGAUGGCUGUGAUGACAACAUUGCUCAAAUAAAUCCGAGAGAAUGUAUGUAAGUUUAUUCAUUAAGGUGCACAUGGAGAUCACAGGAUACCUCACCUUGCCAGUGAAUGUAACCAAGAAACGUCCCUAAAACAUCCUCCUUAGUGAAACAUAAACACACACAUGGUCCUCUGGACCUGAUGGACUCCACCACUCAAACGAGCAACUACUGUACUGUGAUGACCUUACACAGCCGCACUGCAAUCUGGGAAAACAGCUGCAGGUUCAAUCUCUCUGGGAUUUACAACCAUAACAAAUCACCUAA